UUUGAUUCAUCAUACUUUAUGUUAACAUAUGAUAUAUGUUUCUACAUGUUUCAGUAUCGCCAGUCAACAUUUAUUCUAAACUUUUUCUCUCGGCAAAUUGUGAAUAUGACAUUAGCCAAGGAAAUGAUACAAGUAAUUUUUGUCCAGGAUAUUAUGACUCCAUUGAGACACCAUACGAAGGGAGCAAGGAGAGCAAGCUUCAGGAUAUGUCUGAUGUGUUCUGUGCAUACUGUUCUAAACAAGAUCUAACUUGUCUACAACUCUUUUGUGCCCCUGACAGACUGAUAGUCUCUGUUGCUAUGACGAUGAUGUCAUCAUUCUGUGAUGGUAUACAGAAUACUUUCCCUUCAUGCUACAGUGAAUUCUGCUCAAGCUCUGUAAGCAAGCGGGAAGCCAAUCAACAAACAGAUAGGUUAGGUACCAGUAAUGAAUGUACCCCAACUUCUGAUUGGAUAUCUGUUGCGGGAAUGGACCAAUGGUGUCAGAGUAAUUGUGCAGGAGGCAAUGAUCCAGACAAAUGUCCUGAAAGUCAUUGUACAUGUCCAGAGAUAGAAGAAACAACAGCCACAGUGACAACAGUAUCUGCCAACAAUCUGGGAACCAGUUGUCUACAAUGGGAAGCUUCAGUAAUUUGGUCAGGCGUUCCUGGGAUGGAUUCCUGGUGCCAGUUGUCAUGUACACGUAGUGGACAGUGCCCUGAAUCUCACUGUCAGUGCAAAGAAAAUUUACCUGUCACUUCUACCCAAUCAUCUACAAUAACCUUAUCUUCUCCUUCUGCUUCUUCUUCAACAACAAAUGUUGAAUCACAAGGUGUUGUUAGUCAGGUAGUGUGUGACCAUGCUAACACUGUGAACCAUAAUGUCCUUACUGACAGAUACUGUAACCAACAAGGUACUACUGACUAUAAAGGAUAUAAUAAUGGAAUUCUAGAUCAAGUUCUUAGUUUUGCUCCAAAGAUUUUAUGUGCAUUGACAAAUACAGCGGGCAGAGGUGAAACCUGUCCUAACAUGUUCUGUGGGGAAAAUCCAUUGUCCCAGCAACUUAUCAAGACAAGUUUGUGUUCUGUAUGCCAGCAAUUCUCUGAGACCCUUGCCCCAACCUGUGCCAUGGCUUAUUGUUCAUAAAGAUCAACAAUGUGUCAUGGCCUACUGUUCAUAAAUACCCAUAUAAUUUACCAUGGUUUAUAACUUUAUAGUUCAUAAAUGUCCACAAUUUACCAAAAUUGGCUUAUUAUUUUCAAAUAACUAGUUUGUCAUAAAUAUCUACCAUUUGUCAUGAGGUAUUGUGAAUAAAUAUGCACCAUUUACCAUGGGGCAUUAUCCUUAAAUAUCCAACAUCUGUCAUGGGCUAUUGGAUAUAAAUAUUCUCAGUAUGCCAUGGGUUAUUGUUAAUAAAUAUGCAUUAUUUGCCAUGGGGUACUAUCCUCAGUAUACCAUGGAGUUAUUAAACAUGUAUCAUUAGCCAUGGGGUUUUAUUAAUAAAUAUCCAACAUCUGCCAUUGGGUAUUGGAUAUAAGUAUCCUCCAUAUGCCAUGGGGAUUUUCAUGGUGUUCUGCAACUUACUGUACAUGAUAUCCCAAAGUUUGCCAUGGUUUAUGCUGAUCAACAGGGUGUGUCAUUAAAAAUUACUUUUUGAAAUUUCUGUGUAUCUGGAUUUACAAAAAUGUCAAUAUUUUUUUAUAUUAAAAAAAUUGUAUGUUUAUUUGGAAUGAAUUGGAGCCUCAUUUAGUCCAAGUUUUUAUAACAACACUUACUUUCAAACAUGAUUGUGUAAAAGGUUUUAAAUAAGGGAAAAGAAAAUCACCUGUACCAAUUAUUAUUGUAAAUUAUAUACUGGCAUGCGAGCAGUUCCCGUACAAAAAUCGUAGUUAUUUAAAUAUUACUAUCUAUUACGCUCACUCACCAAAAAAUGAAUGUUACACAUCAAAAUUCGGCUCUUCACACAUAUUAUGGAAAUUCCAUUAUGUUCUAAACACAGAAUAACUCUUAGUUAUGAGGCCUCAUAUGGGGUACCAAAAUUAUCCAUUAUUUUGUAUGAAGAGAAGUAGUUCCCGUACAUAAAAUAUAACCCAUUAUUAUUGUACAAUGUUGUUAUAUAUCGGACCUAUUUUUUUAUUUAUAAUUGUUGUAGAGACCAUUAUCCCAGAGGUAAAUAGAUGUAAUUAAGGAGUUAGAGCAUAGACUAAACGCUGAUAUCUAUUACCUGGUACCAUUACCCCCAACGCAUUCACAUGCAAUGGCAUCCUUGUAUGCAUGAAAUUUUACUCAGUAAAGCCCUAAAAUUAUUUAAUAUAGUAAUAUAGAUCAAAAUUCUGAUAAUUAAACAGAUUUUCGUCGCACUGCCUACUUAUCUGUAUAUAGGUGGUGCAAGUGGAUAACCCUUUAAGAGGCCUCACAUGUAAGUAUGUGUGCCCAUGCGCGCGAAGUCGGAAUCCCCCAAAGUUAACAAGGUCGCGUUUUGACAACGCACAGGUGAAAGUGAUUUAAAAUGAAAUUUUUUUAUACGUACUGUCGAGCUGACACUUAGAUUUUGUGUCGUUUAUGCAUCUGCUUGAUUUUAUAUCAAUUUUUGAAGAAUGCAAGAAAAAAAUCAAGCGUUUAAACGAAAAAAUACGGGUACUGCUUCUGUACGGG
Messenger RNA from Ruditapes philippinarum (Manila clam), 2633 nucleotides. RefSeq lists its product as uncharacterized. The transcript has 10 exons. The coding region runs from base 36 to 1124 and encodes 362 amino acids. The record is from RefSeq and is a predicted model, not a curated record. Lineage: Eukaryota; Metazoa; Mollusca; Bivalvia; Venerida; Veneridae.